AUGAGCAAGCCAAAUGUCAAUGACGAGUCGACAAAGAAUAACGCCAACAAGAUGUUUUUGUUAAGUUUGCUGCCAGACUUAAAUUCUAUGACAUCCACACAAAUAAGAUCAUUCAAACGUCAAGUUAUAGAUGUGAUAGAUAACAUACUGCAUGUACCUACCACUUCAUCUAAGCAAACGCCGGCGCCGGCCUUAGUUCAUAUACCAAAUACUUCAAGUAUAUUAUCUUCGCAGACAUCUCCGUUUGUAGGACCCGAAAUACAACACCCAAGUAAAUCGUCCUCGCAGGUAACAACUGACAUAGAAUUACCAAUAGAAACCAAUAAUGAUAUAAUCGAAUAUACAACCGACGAUGGAGUAAAUGCAGCUACAUAUAUUCAACUACUCCAAAAUACUGUAGGUGAAGUAAAUUAUACUCAGAAUUGAUGACGCAGUUAAGAUUUCGUGCAGACUUCUGAGG
Molecule: messenger RNA, 460 nt
Organism: Acanthoscelides obtectus
Lineage: Eukaryota; Metazoa; Arthropoda; Insecta; Coleoptera; Chrysomelidae
Source: the annotation of a GenBank genome assembly